This is a messenger RNA of Pistacia vera, 1943 nucleotides long. RefSeq names its product RHOMBOID-like protein 13. Gene Ontology annotation, molecular function: serine-type endopeptidase activity. The record is from RefSeq and is a predicted model, not a curated record. Lineage: Eukaryota; Viridiplantae; Streptophyta; Magnoliopsida; Sapindales; Anacardiaceae. Bases 486 to 1295 code for a protein of 269 amino acids. Gene Ontology annotation, cellular component: membrane. The transcript has a single exon.
UUGCCAAAACGACGCUACUUGGGAUCGUUUCUCAGCCAAAGGUGACAAAUUUCUCUCUGCAAAACCCUGAUUUUCUCAUUUUCAUUGAUCCCUCAGAACCUUGAUCUCCUUUCUAUUCUUGAAAUUAAAAAUCCUAAUAUUUAGUUACUAUAAAGAUUUUCCAUCGUUGUACAUUGAAUUUUCCUGCACUUUCUUGUUAGGGGAAAAGUUUCUUUUUGUUUCUUGGGAAACCCUUGUCCGUUUUAUGUUGAAUAACGGUCAGAUGUGGUGAAGAUCACAUUUGUAGGGGUUUUCUUGAUCUGGGUAUUUGAAUUUGGACGCUUCUGAAUUGGGGUUUUCUUAUAUUUGAACUUUAUGAUUGUUCUAGCCUUGAUGGAGCUAUAGUUUGUGUUUAAUAUUGUUGAUUAAAUUUAGCUAGAUUUAGGUGUUGGAGAAAAGUGGGGAUUUUUAAGUGAGAAAUUGAAGAAGAAAAGGGUUUUGUAUAAAUGGGGAGGCCAUUGUUUUAUGAGAUUGUGGAGAAGCCAGCCACAAGUUGUAUAAUUGGAAUAUGUAGUGCAAUAUGGUUUUAUAUACAGAAGAAAAAUAUAGGGUAUUCACAUGUCGGUUUGAGUUAUGAAACAGCUGUAGAAGGGCACCAUUGGAGGAUAAUUACAUCGGCAUUUUCACAUAUAAGUGUUUUGCAUCUUGUUUUCAAUAUGAGUGCACUUUGGAGUCUUGGUGUUGUAGAGCAAUUGGGGCACAUGGGUCUUGGUGUGGCAUAUUAUCUUCAGUACACACUUAUUUUGGUUGUGUUAUCUGGGGCGCUUGUCUUGGGAAUGUACCAUAUAUUGAUACAAAGAUUUAAGCUUGAGUAUUUUAGAAGAGUGACGGCUGUUGGGUACUCUUGUGUUGUUUUCGGGUGGAUGACGAUUCUUUCUGUGAAACAACCCUCUUCAAAGUUGGAUCUCUUUGGAUUUCUUUCACUACCCAUCAGUUUUGCGCCAUUCGAGUCGUUGAUUUUCACUUCUAUUAUUGUUCCGCAAGCCAGUUUUCUUGGGCAUUUGUCGGGAAUCGUUGUUGGGUAUGCAAUAGCUUGGGGUUUGAUUCAUGGGAUGAAUAAUUUCUGGGCACUUUCUAUGUUGGGUUGGAUUGUGCUUGUGUUUGUGUACAGCUUGAAGCGGUCUGGUACAUAUGAUUUUGAUUUUCUUGAGAUAGAAUCUGUCACAGAUCCAUCCUUGCCUUCUGUCCGGUUUAUUGGAAAUGGUAGAACCUUGCAGAUGAGUUCAAUUCCAGCUGAAGGUGUUGAAAUUGUCUAACUUUAGGGUCAAUUUCUUACUCUUAUAUCUAGAAGUCGUCUUACUCAUUCAACAGUCAGCCUUGAUGAUAAUAUAUGAUUUUACUAUGCCAAGCUAGAUGGUUAGCCUUGACAUUACUGAGAUGUUCCUGGUUGUAUAUGUCCAGAUUUUCUGCUCUCUUCUGCUAUGGUUAUACAAGCUUUCUGGUGCGACUUUUUGCUUCUUCCAUUGGCAGACGCAUGCUGUUGCCCCAAAACAAUGCAAUAUGAGAAAUUACUGGUCUUCAUUGUUCUUUUCUUUGUUUAGUUGCAAAUUUGUUUUCUCUAAUAUUUUUUAAUUUUUUAGUAUUAAUCUUUUAGUUCUGAUUAUUUGUUGUCUACAGACUGUACCUCCAUUUUUUCAAAGAAAUGAUAAAAUGAGUUUGUUUAAAUUUAACAUGGCGCAAUACAGAUGUGGAAAUGAUAUGUUAUCACAGAUUGUUUUUUGACUUUUCCUUUCAUAUUUUAGCCUUUUUUUUUCCUGAAAUUGAAUUGGAUUAUUGUUGAAGCACGCUUGCAGUGAUGCUGGGUGUAGUUGCUGAUGCUGUUGUAUUUUUUUGUCAUAAAUAAUGAAGAUACAUGUGCUCUAUUUAGGUGACAAAAUGUUUUUGGACUUUUGUUCUCUUAUUUA